GAAAUAUAUACCACACCUACAUAAAAUGUUGAGUAUAAGUAUUCUUUAACAAGACAAAUGUUGGUCUGAAUAAUUUACCAAUGAACGCAGUACGAGUUUAUCAAUGUGGCCAACACUGUUAAACACACCGAAUAUUCAUAUAUCAUAGCGAACAAAGCAAUUAUUUAUAUGUGAGCGUCGAAUCUCUUAACAAGAUGCAACAGUAGCUCGAAACAACUUCGCGUCAACACACGUUUCCGUGCCGGUUCAAUCACAAUGUACAUCCUAAAUACGUUAAUUUUACUCUCCAUUUCCGCGGUUCUAUACAUUUACUGGUACUUUAAAAAAGCACAUAAGUUUUUCGAUCAAUGUAAUGUACCACAUUCUAAACCCCAUUGGUUUUUCGGUAACAUGAAGGAUAUAAUCACGAGGAAAAAAACAAUAUGGGAUGCCUAUGGAGAUGUAUAUGAAAAACACUCUUCGGACAGAUUCUUCGGAGUGUACACCUUACACAGACCAGCUGUUGUGAUACGAGAUCCCGAAUUAAUUAAGGCUGUUUUGGUGAAAGAUUUUUCCCAUUUUCACGAUCGAGGAUUUCCUGUAAAUAAGGAGGCCGAACCGAUGUCGAUGAAUUUAUUCAACAUGCCAGGUGACGAAUGGAGAAAUCUAAGAAUAAAGCUGACAAGUACUUUUACCAGUGGAAAAAUGAAAAUGAUGUUCCCUUUGUUGAAAAAAUGUGCCGAAGACAUCAAACCAGUGCUGAUCAAACACUAUCAGGAUGGUCAGGAUUUUGAGGCGAAAGACUUUUGCGCAAGAUACACUACUGACGUGAUAGGAAGUUGUGCUUUUGGAAUAGAUAUACAUUCGAUAAGAGAUCCUAACUCUGAAUUCCGCCAAGUGGGCAGAAAUGUUUUCAAAUCAAGAUGGCAGAUGUACUUGAGAAUGUUUUUCCCAAACAUUUCGACAUCGAUGAUAAAACGCUUGAAAUUACAUUUUUUCGACGAGGGAACUUGUAAUUACUUUCAAAAAAUCGUUAAAGACAUGGUUAAGUACAGGGAAGAAAACAACAUCACUCGAGGCGAUUUCUUAGACAUACUCAUUGCCAUGAAAAACCACAAAGAACUAGAAAAACUCAAAGAUCAGCAAGACGAAGCCGACUUAGCUAAAUUUAUGGCUCAAAUAGGCAACAAAAAAACAAUCAAAAAUGAUGUGGAGAUGUCCAUCGAAUUAUUGGCCGCUCAAUGUUUUAUAUUUUUCUUGGGAGGUUUCGAAGGCGGCUCAAGUACGAUAAUGUUGACUUUAUUCGCAUUGGCUGAAAAUCCACAUAUUCAAAGUAAACUCCGUGAAGAAAUAUUAUCCGCGUUAGAAAUUAAUGGAGGUGAACUCUCAUACCAGACGAUGAAAAAGAUCCCAUAUUUAGAAAUGGUUAUCGAUGAAACUUUGAGAAAAUAUCCAAUCGGAGCAGUCCUGUUUCGUACAUGUACCGAAAACUACAAAAUACCAGAUUCGAACGCGGUGAUCAAAAAAGGAACCCAAGUAAUAAUUCCUACAGCUGCACUACAUACUGACAAAGAAUAUUUCGAAAAACCACACGAAUUCUAUCCCGAGCAUUUCUCUGCCGAAGCGAAAUUGAAUCGUCAUCAUUUUGCAUUUCUACCGUUUGGUGAAGGGCCUCGAGUUUGUAUUGCUGAAAGAUUUGCAAGAAUGCAAGUUAUCGUGGGAUUGAUUUACCUAUUGAAGGAAUUCUCGUUCGAAUUAUCCCCGAAGACUAAGGUACCAUUAGAAUACGAACCAACAGGAUCAAUAAUCGUAAAAGGAGGAAUUUGGUUGAAAUGUCAACCACUGUAAUCUUCGAGUUGAUUUCUAAACUGUUCAUUUAAUUUCCUUUGGCCAUUUUUGUAAUUUUCGUUGAAAUAAUAAAUGUACCACACCUACCUAAAA
This is a messenger RNA of Planococcus citri (citrus mealybug), 1920 nucleotides long. RefSeq names its product probable cytochrome P450 6a13. Lineage: Eukaryota; Metazoa; Arthropoda; Insecta; Hemiptera; Pseudococcidae. Bases 256 to 1827 code for a protein of 523 amino acids. Gene Ontology annotation, molecular function: oxidoreductase activity, acting on paired donors, with incorporation or reduction of molecular oxygen; heme binding; monooxygenase activity. The record is from RefSeq and is a predicted model, not a curated record. The transcript is spliced from 7 exons.